Coccinella septempunctata (seven-spotted ladybird) is the source of this 858-nucleotide messenger RNA. RefSeq lists its product as uncharacterized. The coding region runs from base 256 to 858 and encodes 200 amino acids. The transcript has 2 exons. The record is from RefSeq and is a predicted model, not a curated record. NCBI's taxonomy places the organism in Eukaryota, Metazoa, Arthropoda, Insecta, Coleoptera, Coccinellidae.
UUGAAACGUUCUAGUCGUUGCCGAUGUUUUUGUUGUAAAUGCGACGUGCGCCAUCGACAAGGCGGUGAUUGAAUGACGAACGGCGAUUAGCGUUUGUUUUCUAUUGUGAUUAGUUGGUGAAGUGGAAAGAUAAUGUGGCGCCUUUAGGAUGAGCGAAAGCCGUUUUGGGGUGUGGGGGGUUCUUUGAGAAAUAUAUUUUUUUAUCGGGCGAUAAUUGACUCAUCUCGGCAAGAACUCCCAAUUACCCUCACCUAGAUGGAAGCCGGUCGCGGAAAACGAAGUCACACCCACGAGUGGGGGCUUCUGUUCCCCCUAAAAAGCGGACUGUUCGCCAUGAGGUCCUCAAACAGUCACUCAACGGACAGGCUGAAAUGCAAGAGCAACUCCAAGAAGGUGGCCGAAAAUGAGAGGAUCCGGAUGCGGAGAGGCUCCAGCCUUUCCGAGCUCGACAAGCUGGCCGAUAACGCUUUGCCCGACCUCGUCAGGUCCACCACGGCCCAGCAUCAGCUGUCGCUCAGUCCGGCAUCGCUGCCUCACAGCCCUUACCUCUCGAGGUCGCUGAUGAGCAGUAACACCACGUCGAUCAGGGGCAGCAUUGGGGAUCUUAUGAAUCAGAAGAAGUUCGGUAGUAGUCAGUGGAGCGUGAGAAGUGAGACUCUGAUAGCUAAGACUGUACCUCUUUCUACUGUCACUCCGCGACAUUCACCGCCCGCUGUUUCCUGUGACAUUACUUUGGAGAGAACGUUGCAAGAGUUCGAUACUUUGGGGCCUUUGACUGCGGCGCAGAGAACGCAGAAGCUGUCCAGGCUGAUCAAGCAGCAGAGGUCAGCGAUCUAUAGAGGGGUAGGUGAAUUUUGA